Molecule: messenger RNA, 3652 nt
Organism: Meleagris gallopavo (turkey)
Lineage: Eukaryota; Metazoa; Chordata; Aves; Galliformes; Phasianidae
Source: RefSeq, a predicted model, not a curated record
GCCGCUCUCGCGAGAGCUGCGCGCUGCUGGAGGGCUGCGCCGCAGUGCCGGCGUUUCCCUGGCAAAGGACGCCGCGGACCCUCGUGCCCAGAGCCGGGCGGGCUGCGAGGCGGCUGCUCUCCGCCAAUGAGUGUCGGUGCCUACGCUGGAGAUUUAAAUAAUGCUUUGGAGCACUGCUGAGAGCACGCGAGGCUUUGGCAAGACGGGAAAGACCAUCAAAGAGGAUGAACAAGCUGCAGAGAUUGCUUCAGAGCAAGAACCUGAUCCUGACAGUGUGUGCUGCUGGGAUUGGAGGCACUUUCCAGUACGGUUACAACAUCUCCAUCAUCAAUGCUCCAACUUUAUACAUCCAGACGUUCAUGAACAAAACAUGGUUGGAACGCACAGGUGCUCCCCUGGGGAGUGGCAUGGUCCUGCUGCUGUGGUCCUUCACCGUGUCCGUGUUCCCCCUGGGAGGCCUUGCAGGGGCUGUUGCUGCUGGCCCCAUGGCCAUUGUGUUGGGAAGGAAGAGGUCCCUGCUGGUUAACAACCUCUUUGUGAUCGUAGCCGCCGUCUUGUCAGGAUUCAGCCAGAUGGCGAAAUCCUUCGAAAUGAUUAUGCUCAGCAGGUUCCUUACUGGUGUGAAUGCAGGUGUAAGCAUGAACAUUCAGCCCAUGUAUCUGGCAGAGAGUGCCCCAAGGAAGCUCCGAGGGGCUGUGGCCUUGACCUCUGCAUCCUUUACAGCCCUGGGACUGGUGCUGGGCCAGGUUGUUGGACUCAGGGAGCUUCUAGGAGGGGAGGAAAGCUGGCCACUCCUUUUAGCCAGCAAUGCUGUGCCUGCCCUAAUCCAGCUCAUGGUUCUGCCGUGGUUUCCUGAAAGUCCCAGAUACCUCUUGAUUGACCGUGGAGACAGAGAGUCCUGCAUCUCUGCACUGAAAAAGCUCAGAGGCAGCAGUGACCUGGGAGAGGAGCUGGAGGAGAUGCUAGCUGAACAGGCUGCUGCCAAAGGUCAGAGAGCGAAGAAGCCCUGGGAGCUGUUCCGAAACCCAGCAGUGAGGUGGCAGCUGAUAAGCAUCAUCGUGCUGAGCAGUGCCAUGCAGCUCUGCGGGAACGAUUCGAUGUACUUUUAUGCAGCUUAUGUGUUCCAGGAGGCUGGAAUUCCUCAGGACACAAUCCCGUAUGUUGUCAUCGGCACAGGGAGCUGUGAACUGAUCACGUCUGUAACUUGUAACAUGAUUAUAGACUACGCUGGCCGGAGGCCACUGCUGCUGGGAGGAUACAUCCUGAUGGCAGGAUGGGCCACCGUCUUCAUGGUCGCUCUGAGCCAGCAGACUCAGAUUAGCUGGAUGCCUUAUCUCAGCAUGGCCUGCAUUUUCGCCUAUAUCCUGAGCUUUGGAAUUGGACCAGCUGGUGUAACAGGAGUUCUGCCCACAGAGAUAUUUGAUCAGAUGUCCCGACCAGCUGCUUACAUGAUCUGCGGGUCUCUGCUCUGGUUCAAUCUCUUUCUGGUUGGAACAGCGUUUCCAUUCAUUGUGAAAAAUCUAGCACAUUUCUGCUAUGUCCCAUUCCUUGUGGUUUGCAUCUGCACUGCUCUCUACAUUUGGUUCUUCCUUCCUGAGACCAAAGGAAAAUCCUUCCUGGAAAUCUCAGAGGAAUUCAGGAAACGGAACUUCAGAGCUCAGAAUCAUGAAGCUUUCUAUAAAGGUCCUGAGGAGAUCAUGUCCACCACGUUGUACUGGUAUAUCAGAGAAAUGCCCGACAGCAGCAUGAUACAGCAAGACAAGAAACCUGACUACUUUGCUCAGGGAUCUUUCUAUGCUGAUUUUUCUUCCUACCAGAAAAUGAGCUGCAAACUCUUCCUCCUGGCUUUUGUCCUGGGCAUUGGUGGAACUUUCCAGUAUGGGUUGCAGAUCUCCAUUAUCAACUCUCCUGCCGAGUACAUCAAAAGUUUCAUACGUGAGACCUGGCUGAAGAGAUAUGGAUCUUCUCCCAGUGAAGAGAUAAUUACUUUGUUGUGGUCCUUCGUUGUAUCCAUUUACACCAUUGGUGGGCUCCUGGGCUCCAUGUCUGUCAGAUACAUGUCUGUUAAAUUUGGAAGGAAGAAGUCCAUGCUGCUUGCCAACAUCCCUGCUCUGUUGAGCGCAACUCUCAUGGCACUCAGUCGGCUGUCUGGGUCCUUUGAGAUGAUCAUCAUUGGGAGAUUAUUUGCUGGAGUGUGUGCAGGUUUAGGUCUGAAUAUCCAUAUCAUGUAUGCGGGGGAAUGCGCCCCACAGAAGCUGCGUGGGGUGAUUGCCAUAACUGCUUCCACUGCCAUCGCCGUGGGAAAGUUUGCAGGAUUUGCUCUGGGUCUCAGAGAAGUCCUGGGAGUAGAAGCACUAUGGCCCAUUCUCAUGGCAGCAAACGCAAUUCCUGCCCUCAUUCAGCUGCUCACCCUCCCCUUCUUCCCAGACUCUCCCCGCUACCUGCUCAUCGACAAAAAGGACAAGGAGGGUUGCAUCAAAGCUGUGAAGCAGCUCUGGGGGGACGGUGACCACAUGGCCGAAGUGGAUGACAUGAUUGCAGAGCAAGAAGCCAUCCGUGGGGAGAAAUCUAAGAGUGUUUGUGAUCUUAUUCGUGACAAAUCUGUCCGUUGGCAGUUCAUCACUCUCUUUCUUGUCUCUUCAUGCAUGCAGUUAAUUGGAGUCAAUGUGGUUUACUUUUAUGCAUACAACGUCUUCUUAAAAGUUGGACUCUCCCCUGCCCAAACCCGCUAUGUCUCCCUGGGAGUUGGGAUCACUGAGAUCCUCACCACAGCUCUGUGUGUAAGUGGAUCUUCAGCUGAAUUUCAUUCUGCUGCAGUGCCUGUUUCAUUUCAACCUUUAGAAACUACUGCAAAUGGAGAUCCAGCAAUCAGCUCCCUUCAGCGAACCAACAGGAGUACUUUGCAGCUGCUGAGCAGCUUGUCCACUCCUGUGAGACCUGUCCUGAGCGCUGAUAGCAGGUGCUCCUGUUUGCAGGGCUUCCUUGUGGACCGUGCUGGGAGGAAGGCACUGCUCUGGAAAACCCACACUGCUAUGGCCUUGGCCUUAGGACUUCUCACUGUCACGCUUGCUCUACAGGAUUCUUUCUCCUGGAUACCAUAUUGCUCCGCUGCACUCAUUUUUAUCUUCAUCAUGAGCUUCGGUCUUGGGCCAGCUGGAGUAUUAUGCCCCCUACCCACAGAAAUAUUUAUUCAGUCAUACAGACCAGCCGCUUAUGCUUUUAAUGGUGCUACAAACUGGAUCCAGCUCUUCUUUCUUGGACUUUUGUUCCCUUUCAUUGUGGAAGGCCUUGGUAGUUUUUGUUUCAUCAUUUUCCUGGCAUACUGUCUGUCCAUGGCUAUCUUUGUCUACCUGGUAGUGCCGGAGACCAAAGGAAAGAGCAUGCUGCAGAUCAUGGAGGAGUUCAACCGCCUGAACUACCGCAGAAAGAAGGGACAGGCAGCCCUACACCAGAAUAACUGCUCACUGACAACUGUUACUAGACUUUAGUAACAAACUCCACUCCUUAUUCUGUUCUUUUAUUACUGUGGGCCCAGAAGCCUCACUAAACAAAAAAGAUUCUAUUGUUCCCAGACAGUACAAAUGUGUAUUAAAAAAGUAGUGGCCUGCUGUGCAGGGUGCAGGAUGACCUUGGUGGGUCUCUCCAACUGCUG